AUUUAUCUGUUUAAUACGGAUCAUUAUUACAUUAUUCGCGUCGCCUUACUAAUCGCCUCCGACUGGACUGCUCCAGCCUCUCCCACCUGUCACCCGUUCGCCUCCCGCUCCCUUGCCUUCUCGAGGAGCCCGUGCUCCCGUCGUUCGCUCGUGGGGUUGUUCAUCGAUCGCGACUCGACGCCUUAGAUCUUACGGUCCGCGAGGCAUGAGUGCCAGUUCGAACCAGUCCACCCGUACGAGUCCAGGCUCUUAUAGUACUGCUCAGCGCACGCCCUCGGUCUCUUCGGGCGCGUCGCCUACAAACCAGUCGCUCUCGUCGUCCCAGACGUCCUCGACGGCUCAGAAUGCGAUGUCGACCGACGUGUACAAUACGCCCGCAUCGCAGGCUCCAACUUCACUAGGCCCGACGUUCGCCUAUCCUUUCUCCCCUAUCGGCCCGUCUCCGACCUUUGAUAACGUUUCAUCGACCACCAUGCGUUUGGGCGACUCCGAUCGGUCGGCGCAGGGCCUGAAUGGCUUCAUCCGACCGGUCAAUGGAGUCAGUGGCGGGGCGAUCCUGAUGCGCAAACUCCCACGCAAUACAAGUCGCGACGCUCUGCGCAGCAUGUUGCUCUUUGCCAAAGACCUGGUGGAUGCCGACUUCAUUCCUUCCGAUGCUCCGGAGGAUAGUGGAUACCUGUGCGCGGUCGCGCACUUCGGCACGCUAGCCGCAGCGGAAGAGGCGCGGGCGUUACUUGAUGGCAAGCCCAAUUCUAAGAACGAUGCCACCAUGAUCGUCGACAUGUUCUACGGCUCGGUUGGAUCCUCUUUGGCGCCUCCCAGGCGAAACACGAUCGACCAUACCGCGACGCGAGGCCUGCUAGGACAUGUGAAUGGAGGUUUGCCACGGCAGUCGUCGCGCUUCAACGGGACCUUCCAAACCCUGGAGAAGUUGAACGCAAGCACAGGCCCUUCGACCGGCGAUACUCUACCUCAGUCUUCCGAACCUGGCGCCCGGCUCCACAGCCUCUUCUCCCCGCAGUCGCCGAUUGGAAACAGUGUCCCCGAACUCCCGCGCGUCAGCGGCAAAUCGAUGAUCGACCAAGAUAUUGAUGAAGACACGGGCGAGUUGCUCAAGGAUCCCGUGGGCUACGCCGAGAACGGACAUUCGGCUUCUGUCUCCAUUCCCCGUCGCUCUACCAACCCUCAGAUUCUGAGCAACCAGUUUGCCAACAUGUCCUUGGCCACGAACUUGGCUUCCCCGCCGUUGCAGAAUUAUACCCCUGGGGGGUCAGCACACAUGGGAGCCCCGACCCCACCGUCCGCAUUUCCACAGGCGAUGAACAACAAUACCAACAACAUCGGAGCGGGCCAUGGGUUCCCAUACGGAAACCCGCAUGUGCCUCGCCACAGUCUCCCGGCUGCCAACCCGAAUGACAUGAACCCCCCGUGCAAUACGCUGUACGUGGGUAAUCUUCCCCCGGACACCUCGGAAGAGGAGCUGAAGGCUUUGUUCUCCAAACAACGUGGAUAUAAGCGUCUGUGCUUCCGGAACAAGCAGAACGGCCCUAUGUGCUUCGUGGAAUUUGAUGAUGUUGGCACCGCAGGCAAGACGCUGAACGAGCUGUAUGGCAUCAAACUGUCCAACAGUAUUAAGACGGGCAUCCGCCUGAGCUUCUCCAAGAACCCUCUGGGGGUCCGUUCCGGCCAACCCGGGUCUAUGAGCGCGUCGAAUUCCAUGGCCUCUCAAGGUGGCGGCGUACCUGGCGGCAGCAGUCUCGGCGGGAUCCACAACCAUAUGUUUUCGGCCGUCAGCGGACCGCCCCCGGGAUUGUCGGCACCCCCAGGCCUGCCUCCCCCCUUGACCAUCCGAAACAACGGACCCAUGCAUCCAUCAUCGGGAAGUCCAAACGCGCCCAUACCCAACAGUGCCACCACCUUCAAUGCAAACUCCGGACUCGGGAUUCGGACGAACCCGAUGAACCCCAUGAUGUCCCCGCCGCCUCCGCUGACCGGUGGAGCUUCCGGGCCCAAUAUGGGAGGCUACAAUUCCUACUACCCCGAUUACAUGAUGGGUCGGUAGGAGGACGCAACGUUUCCGUGGAGAUAAUGUCCGACAUGCUUGAUGAUUACUGGGCUACCUGGCGCAUUAGGGAUUGUUAAUUGUUUUCAUGAGCUAGAUCAGCAUUUGGAGGCUCGCCUUCCUCCUGGGAGUAAGGACUACGGGACUCUCUGGCUUCUUCGGCUUCCUUUUCAUGAUUGUAUUCCAUUCGUUUUCUCUGCACUCCGAUAGCAUGGGAUCAGGGGCGCUGAUAUUAUACACGUCGUG
Messenger RNA from Aspergillus heteromorphus CBS 117.55, 2308 nucleotides. RefSeq names its product RNA-binding protein. The transcript has a single exon. The record is from RefSeq and is a predicted model, not a curated record. The coding region runs from base 206 to 2062 and encodes 618 amino acids. Gene Ontology annotation, molecular function: mRNA binding. NCBI's taxonomy places the organism in Eukaryota, Fungi, Ascomycota, Eurotiomycetes, Eurotiales, Aspergillaceae.